Messenger RNA from Lactuca sativa (garden lettuce), 977 nucleotides. Lineage: Eukaryota; Viridiplantae; Streptophyta; Magnoliopsida; Asterales; Asteraceae. The record is from RefSeq and is a predicted model, not a curated record.
CAAAUUUCUUGGGUUUAUGGGGAAGUAACCAUGGGUUUGGAUGAAAUAUAUUUGUCAGUAAAUCAUUUUUAUCUGGUUUGUUUGUGAUUUCAUACGGAUUAUCCAGAUAAAACCCUAGCAACCUCUUUCAGAUACUUAUUACUUUUGUUUACACGUGUCCCAACGUUUUUUGGCUCCAAAUAAAGAUGCAAGUUUUCUGUUAAGUGUUAUAUAUCUUCUUCAUCUUCUAACUGUUUGAAGAAAAACUACAAUAUUUGUGUUACAGAGACGUUGAUCUGUUCAUCUGACGAUAUCAGCCGACAACCAACAUGGAUUUGAAGCCUCUUCCUUUUGCACUGUUCAUCUGACGAUAUCAGCCGACAACCAACAUGGAUUUGAAGCCUCUUCCUUUUGCACUGGAUGCCCUUGAGCCACAUAUGAGCAAAGAGACAUUAGAGUAUCAUUGGGGAAAGCACCACAGAUCUUAUGUGAACAACCUAAACAAGCAAAUAGAAGGAACUGAACUGAAUAAAAUGACAUUAGAAAGCAUAAUUUUGACUUCAUACAACAAAGACAAAGAGGAGGAGAAGAAGCUUGUUGUCGUGAAUAGCCCAAAUGCAAUUAAUCCUCUUGUUUUGGACUACCAUCCUCUUCUCACCAUUGAUGUUUGGGAGCAUGCAUACUACCUCGACUUUCAGAACCGCAGGCCUGAUUAUGUAUCGGUGUUCUUGGAUAAGCUUGUGUCUUGGGAAGCAGUGAGUUUGAGGCUUGAAGCAGCCAAAAUUUUAAUGAUAGGGAAGAAAAAAGGAGUUGAAAGCAAUUGAAAUGGAGGCUAUUGAGCUAAUGGAGCUUUUGAACAAUAAAUUAGUGUCACCAUAUUUGUAUCUGUAUGGUUAUUUAACUUUUGUUAAAGUUGGAUUAUGGUAUGAUAUCAUAUUUAUCGAGGAUUACAACUUACAAGUUUGAAAAAGUUAUCGAACAAUUCAAAUCAAUGUGAC